GGUCGACUGUACACUUUUAACGCAGGGAAACGACUGGGUGCUGUGCUACUAAACAACACUUCAGACGGACUUUUAUUUCGUUUAGAAAGUACCUAAAAGCUGAUAAACGAACACUCGGACAAUGACUGUUGCUGGAAUUUACCGGGUCUUUACCUUUUCGGCUCUUUUGAUUUUCGCUUCGGCGCAGGAAGGUACAAUCAAAGGAAGAGGUUUUACUGGCGUUUUGGAUGAAUACUUGGAUCUUGUGGUAGUUGAUCAGAUCACUGUAGAUACUCUAAAGAGUGGUCUAACAACCAUUUUCCUGCCGAUCAUUUACAUAAUCGUCUUCGCUGUCGGGUUGCCUAGCAACGCAAUGGCGAUAUAUAUUUUACUGUUCAGGUCAAAGAAAAUUCACCCCUCGGCCAUCUACAUGGCUAACCUGGCUCUGGCCGACUUAAUGUUUGUUAUCUGGACACCUCUUAAGAUUGAUUACCACUUUAAAGGGAAUAACUGGACAUACGGGGAAGGGAUGUGUAAAGCGAUGGUGGGUUUCUUCUACGCCAACAUGUACUCUUCCAUCCUCUUCAUCACUUGUCUAAGUAUACAGCGGUACUGGGUUUGCGCUCACCCACUUACGCAGCAGAGGACAAACAACAAAUCUGCAAUCAUAGUAUCUGUUUCUAUCUGGAUCUUUAUUUGGGUCAGCACAACGCCUUUGUACCUGUACCAGCAGACUGCUAAACUCUCAGACCCUAACAUCACCACCUGCCAUGACGUCAACAUUAUCAGCAGGGAGAACUUCCAAACGGACAAAGCGUUCCUGGACGUUACGAAGCCCUACUAUUAUUUUAUGGUGAUGGCAGGGCUUGCGUUCUUCAUCCCAAUGGUGGUCAUCAUCGUGGCCUACAUCCUGCUGCUCCGAUCUCUUGGGAAUUCCGCAGUCGAGGGCAGCGCUGGGAAAAACCGCCAGCGGGCCAUGGCCCUCAUCAUAACCGUGCUCAUGACAUUCCUGGUCUGCUUCAUUCCUAGUAAUGUGAUGCUGGUUGUACACUACGCACUUCUGUGGAAGGGUUGGGCCAAUAACGGCUACAGCUUCUACAUCACAACGCUAUGCUUGGCCAGUCUAAACAGCUGUCUGGACCCUUUCGUGUACUAUUAUGUGUCUGAUGAGUUCAGGGAACAUGUUAAGAACACGCUACUGUGCCGCAGUAGUCGUACGGUGGAGAGGAUGAGAGUGUCUUUCAGUUCAAUGAAAUACUCUAAAAAGUCCAACACGUACACUUCCAGUACAGCCCACACAGAAAAUAGCACCUGCUGAGAGCACGACCUGAAAGACUGGGUUGGGUGUUUAUAUAUAUAUAUAUUAACUCUAAGACUGUGACACAAUGGAGGGAAUUUUUACAGAAACAUUGCCUUGGUCAAUCAGUGAAGGAGUCUAUGAAGGGGAUAUUUUGUUUGACUGUGAGACUUUAGUAAACCAAAAGCUGAUCAGCUGAUGGUGCCCACGAAGACAGUUUAAAAAGAACAGUCUGUUUAGACAUGAGUUUGUAAUCACAUGACUCUGCUGUAGCAUACAGUCUAAACCUCAGGAGGUUGUAAAGAGACAGCACUCUCAAAAAACUUUUAGCCAGAUCAUUUAGCAUUUAUUCAGAUCAUUUUGUUACAUUUGCUAAUGCUCAAUGGGUCUUGUUUAAAGAUAUUUAAUGUGAAUUUAUCAGCCCAUUAUGGGUAAAAUAUUAAAAUGUAUGUACAGUUUAGCCUGGAUUUAUGUUGUUAAUAUUAGAUGUUUUUCUAUUGCUCCAUAUCUGAUUAACACUGUUAAUAAAAACAGUUCCUGUGAUGUUUCUUGACCUCACUAUAUCAUAUAGCUGAAAUUGGUCAGCCACUUCUUAUCUGUGAUAAAAGUUUGAGUAAUAUAUUUUUAAAGUGACACACAUUUGACAGUUCAGACUGAAACAACUGUAACUGUGUUAACUGAGCUUUAUAAUCUUAAACUUGCUUUCUAAUGUCAAUCAUUUUACAGUUACUAGUUGGUUGAGCGCACAUCUGUGGUCAUGUUCACUGUUAAAUAACUGGUUAUGUAUACAAUUUUUAACUCUUAAAAACCACUUAGGCCUACAUCUCUAUUUUGGUUAUCGGAUGUCACUGUACCUCUUACUUUUGAAAUAAAUGUUUGUUUUGUUAGU
Myxocyprinus asiaticus (Chinese sucker) is the source of this 2165-nucleotide messenger RNA. RefSeq names its product coagulation factor II (thrombin) receptor-like 1, tandem duplicate 2 (gene f2rl1.2). Gene Ontology annotation, biological process: positive regulation of Rho protein signal transduction; thrombin-activated receptor signaling pathway; blood coagulation. Gene Ontology annotation, cellular component: membrane. The coding region runs from base 122 to 1297 and encodes 391 amino acids. Gene Ontology annotation, molecular function: thrombin-activated receptor activity. Lineage: Eukaryota; Metazoa; Chordata; Actinopteri; Cypriniformes; Catostomidae. The record is from RefSeq and is a predicted model, not a curated record. The transcript has 2 exons.